Molecule: messenger RNA, 1082 nt
Organism: Cynoglossus semilaevis (tongue sole)
Lineage: Eukaryota; Metazoa; Chordata; Actinopteri; Pleuronectiformes; Cynoglossidae
Gene: cacng6b
Product: calcium channel, voltage-dependent, gamma subunit 6b
Exons: 4
Coding region: 22-819 (265 amino acids)
Biological process (GO): regulation of calcium ion transmembrane transport via high voltage-gated calcium channel
Cellular component (GO): L-type voltage-gated calcium channel complex; membrane
Molecular function (GO): calcium channel regulator activity
Source: RefSeq, a predicted model, not a curated record
CGGGCCCGGUGACCUGUUGAGAUGAGUCUGUGGUCCAACUUCUUCGUACAGGAUGAGGAGGGUCGGAUCGGUGUGGCGGGGGUUGGUCAAGGUGGGGGGGUGGCUGGAAUGAAAGGAGGACGGGGACACAGACGACACAAGAUGAGUGACAGCCAGGAGGGGAAGAUCAAGCUGGCCUUCUUCGUGGCCAUCAUCGGGGUGACGCUGACGGUCCUGGGCAUGGGGACAGAGUUUUGGGCGGUUCUGGCCCAGCCUAAGAAUUUCAGCGGUAACCAGACCUGUCAGAUGGCCCACUACGGCCUCUGGAAAGGCUGCAUCCGCACACUGUGGGUGGCUGACAUUGACCCGGAGAGGACAAGCUGUGGUCCAGCUGAACUACCUGGAGAUUCCAACUGCACUUAUUUCAAAUUUUUCACAUCUGGUGAAAAUGCAGUGAUCUUCAAAAAGACGACGAACAAAAACCUAAACCUUGCGGCAGCCAUCUUGGCUCUGCUGAGUCUGGUCCUGAUGGUGACCGGUUCAGUCUGCAUCGCCAUGGCCCUGAGUAAAGGCGUCCAGUUCUUUCUCAAACCGGCCGCCUUCUGCUUCAUCCUGUCAGGUGUCCUGGUCCUCAUCUCCAUCCUGGUCUUCCACCAGUCCGUCCUGGCCCUCCUGUCCAGUGACCACUCCGUCCCUCUUCACCACGAGCUCUCCUGGUCGGUGGCCUGUGUGGGGGGGGCCGGAGCCACUCUGAUUUUCGGAGGUUUGCUCUUCAUUCUCCUGUCUCUUCCCUUCAGCCCAUGGCAGAAAUGCUUGCCACACAAAAAUAGCGCCACCUAGCACUUGUAUGCUGACACGCGCUGCACCUGAGGUGUUUUAGCUCCAGCCUCGGUGCAUCUCACACGUCAGAGGGUCGUCGAUGGUCUUAAACCGUUUGUGGAUGCUGCCUGGCCCAGAGGCGCUGCUCCAGGGUCGGACGCUCCUGUAUUUGUUACUUUGCUGCUUUUUUUGACGUAUAUCGCAGUUGUCAGCAGUGUGACGAGGCAACGCUUCACAGCUGCUGUGGUCGGAGGUUUGUUCUGUAGUGAAGUCACAGGCUGAGC